Messenger RNA from Ctenopharyngodon idella (grass carp), 5217 nucleotides. It is a transcript of the gene whrnb, whose product is annotated as whirlin b. Gene Ontology annotation, cellular component: stereocilia ankle link complex; plasma membrane; stereocilium tip. Gene Ontology annotation, molecular function: protein binding. The coding region runs from base 529 to 3417 and encodes 962 amino acids. NCBI's taxonomy places the organism in Eukaryota, Metazoa, Chordata, Actinopteri, Cypriniformes, Xenocyprididae. The transcript has 12 exons. Gene Ontology annotation, biological process: auditory receptor cell stereocilium organization; sensory perception of sound. The record is from RefSeq and is a predicted model, not a curated record.
UCAGUAGUAGCUACAAGAAAUCCGAGCGAGUCACACUGACCACGCGCGCUCCUCUUCUGAGCGCGGCUGCCAAACUUGAAACGUUCGUGCUGUUUUUUUUGCUUUCUUUCUCGUUGCAGGACGUCUCACCGCCCGUUUCUUUUCGCACAAUGUGUUGGCAAAAGGAUUAAAGUCACUAUUACGGACGUCAAAUCCUCGCGGGAAUUAAUUCGGGUUUGUUGUUUGUCUCUGGAAGAACAGAGGACUUUUUCCUACUAUAUAUAGCAUUUAAAGUGAUUAUUAAACAAAUUUCAUUCAUGAUCAAAAGUUUCGAAACUGUAUUACACUAAUUAUUCUGCCAUUUUACUGUAUCAUUGUUGUUAUUUUGAGCGCGCGCUCUCAAACUAAUACUUAACUCAGUAUGACGCGUCUCACCACAGGUUUAACACACGAAUCGCGGUGCAUUACUGUUUUUAGCAAAAGACAGUGACCGUGCUCAGUUCCUAAUGCCUGAUGUGAAAUCCCCGUGUGGCUUUGAGGUGUCUGAGAAUGAGCACGGAUCUGGAGCGCGCUUCUCUCAAGUCGGGCGCGAACUCGCUGGGCUCCGGUGGCCGCGCGCUCUCUGUUAACGUCAAGAAGUUGCACAACGCGCUCAACGUGCUGCUUAACGACUUCGAAAGGGAGCAGUUCAUCCACUGCCUCAACAUUUACCACGCCAAGCGCAAUGUAUUCGAUCUCGUGCAGACUCUCAAAGUCAUUCUCAACACACCCAACAAGCGUCAACUCUUACCCAUGCUACGCCUGGUCAUACCUCGCUCGGACCAGCUGCUGUUCGACCAGUACACGUCGGAAGGGCUUUAUCUAAAAACGGAUCUGCUGACAGGCAGUGUCAAGCAUGAGUGCUCGGAAGACAGCAGCAGCAGCACAAACGCGCAUGCAGGAGCAUCCUCGGUGCGCUUUCUGCGCGAGUCCGAGCAGGCCGGUCCCAGUCACGGAUCUGUGCGCGCGGCUCCUGUUUUCAGCACCACAGCUGAGGGGACAGCGCCAGCGCUGAUGCUGGAAGCGCCUGAUGAAAUCCGCCAAGUUACGCUUAAAAGGAGCAAGAGCCACGAAGGCCUGGGAUUCAGCAUACGGGGUGGGUCAGAGCAUGGAGUUGGCAUCUAUGUGUCUUUGGUGGAACCGGGAUCAUCCGCUGAGAGAGAGGGGCUGAGAGUUGGAGACCAGAUCAUGAAAGUCAAUAACAUGGUGUUUGACCGAGUCACUCAUGGAGAGGCAGUCAAGGUGUUGAAAGGUUCUAAGAAACUCUCCAUGUCAGUCUGUUCUAUGGGACGGAUCCCAGGUGGUUAUGUGACCAAUCACGUGUACACAUGGGUGGACCCUCAGGGCCGCAGUGUGUCCCCGCCCCCAGACUUGGUGGACCAGCAUGGCUCAGGAGGAAGACACUCGGACAUCCAGCAACUUGGCCACACACACAUACGGCACGAGGAUGCUGAGAAAAAGGUGAACAUCUCACUGGAUGACGGGCGAUCAUUGGGUCUGAUGAUCCGUGGGGGUGCUGAGUAUGCUCUGGGCAUCUAUAUCACCGGAGUGGACCAAGGCUCUGCUGCAGAGUACAGUGGACUAAAGGUAGGGGAUCAGAUUCUGGAGGUCAAUGGACGUAGUUUCCGGAGCAUUUGUCAUGAUGAGGCCGUGCAAAUCUUGAAGAAUUCCCACCACAUGCUGAUGACCAUAAAGGACGUGGGGCGGCUGCCUCAUGCACGCACUGUGGUGGAUGAGACCAAAUGGAUCCCUAGUGCACAGAUCGCUGAGAGCUCAGCCAAUAGCAACACCCAGAGUGUUCUAUCUGUUGAUGUCGGAGCAGGAAGUUCAGGAAAGUCAGUCUGUUGUAAAGGUGUUGUACCAGCAGUCGGAGUGGUGCGCACAGGAGCGUGGAACUCUCUGGAAGAACAGGCGUUCAUGCUUCUGACAGAAACAGAGAGACAGACCAUGAGCUAUUACAUUCAAGAGUACCAGCGCGCACACAUCGGGGUAGAGCCACUGGCCAUGGCCUUGUUUGAACUGUUCAACACACAUGCCAAGCUGUCCUUGCUGGCUGAGGUGCGGACACUGAUUGCUCCGCAUGACCUGGAGCGAUUCGAUGGGCAGGUGUUACAUCGUGAGAUGGAGGCGUGGAGAGCUCGGCAUGGAGGCCCGGGCCUUCUGCACCCUGAUUCUAUCUGCGUCACCCAUCCAGAGGGCCACAUUCCUUCUGCUGGCCAGCUGACCCCUGCAGUCUCCUGCUACAAGAGUGAGUGCAGGUUGGAUGGGAGUUUGAUGCCACUUGAGAGUCUAAAUUCUCUUCCUGACGUUGCUCUGGAUAAAGUGCAGCCGUCAUCUGAGUCACCCCCCUCGUUCAAGCCUCCCCCUCCACCUAUUCGACAUGCCAGCCCAAAAAUUCAAAGCAAACGACCUUCGUCUAAGCUGUCCCAGACGAACCUGCUCUUUACCGCCCCCUGUAGGCGGCACCAGGAAAACCACACCCAACAUCAUUCGCACUCGCCCUGCUCUACUCACAACUCUCCGUGUACCAUCCACCACACCACUUCCACCUGCUCUGUCCAUCACACUCCUCCACCCUGCUCUCACCAUCACAGCUCUCCACGAUCAUCAUCCUAUCGCGCUAGCCCUUCCUCCGGACCACCGUGUAGAGAUCUGGUUCAGUUUCUGAUGAGCAGGCAUGCAGCGGUGCUCUCCCCACACCCAGAGUCUCCUAAUCGUUCUCAAGAGGGCACUCCAAUGAUCUCUCCUCGCUCCUCUCCGUCCCUUUCGCCUUCACUGCUAAUGCCUGCACCGCCUCCCUGUAGCCCAGAGAAGCUCGAGGGCUCCCCAUCUGCACACAGCUGCGGUGCCAGCCAGAACAGCCCACUACACCCUGAGCCGGAGAUGGCAGAGGAAAGGCCCCAGCCCCAGCUACGAGGAGCCACGCUGUCCCAGCUGUCAGACAGCGGACAGACUCUGAGCGAGGACAGUGGUGUGGAUAUCGCAGAGGCUGGAGGGUUGAGUAAGGACAGCAGCCCGCGACCAGGUAAACCUCCCUUCCUGCAGGUCAUAGGUGACACACGCAGAGCGGAAGGACUCGCACAGGCCUCCACAAAACAGAUGGGAAUAAUGGAGCCUACACUGGUACGGGUGCCCAAGUGUGCCAGUACACUGGGUAUUGCUGUUGAAGGGGGUGCCAACACCAGACAGCCUCUGCCACGCAUUGCAACCAUACAGAAGGGGGGCUCUGUGCAUAUCUGUGGGCAGUUACGGGUGGGUCAGGUGAUUCUGGAGGUGAAUGGCGUGUCACUUAAAGGAAUGGAGCACCGGGAUGCGACUCAAGUCAUUGCGGAGGCUUUUAAGACCAAAGACAAAGACCAUGUCGACUUUUUGAUCGCCGAGUUCAACUCUGCUCUGUAGAAGUUGUCCCUCGAGAGUUUCACUUGAUGGCACUGCAAAGAUCUGGCACUUUACGUCACAUCCGCACAGAGGGGCCGAAUGAGUCAUGCUUGUCAUAUCUGAGUCACAAUUAGCUUAGACUUCAAAAGCUUCAACACACCCACCUUACGUCUGUGUUCUUGCGACCAGCCAUCACACGCGUACUGUAUUAACACGGUAUGUUCCAGUGGAUGAUCUGCUGAGCCAAAACUGAUGGUGAAAUGUUUGACAGGACAAAAUCAGGGUUUUGUCAAGUCUGUCAAAUCUGUGCCACCUUGUAUAUGAUCUGUUCAUUAAAGUUUAUAUACACACACACUACCUUUAAAGUUUGAGGUCAGUAAGUUUUUUAAUGUUUUUGAAAGAAGUCUCUUGCACUCACCAAGAAUGCAUUUAUUAGAACAAAAAUACUGUAAAAACCGUAAUAUUGUGAAAUAUUAUUACAAUUUAAAAUAACUUUUAUAUUUUAAUAUAUUUCAAAUUGUAAUUUAUUUAUUCCUUUAAUUAAUUUAUUUCUGUGAUAACAAAUCUGAAUUUUCAGCAGCCAUCACUUCAGUCUUCAGUGUCACAUGAUCCUUCAGAAAUCAUUUUAAUAUGCUGAUUUGGUGCUCAAGAAACAUAUUUCUUAUUAUAAUUAAUGUUGAAAAAAGUUGUUCUGCUUAAUAUUUGUGUAAAUAAUAGUAUAAAUUAGAAAAUAAUAUAAUAAUUACUGACCCAAAACUUUUGAAUGGUAGCGUGUGUAUAUCAUCAAAGUCAUUCAUUAAUUCCAAUUCAUAUGUUUUGUUGAUAAUACUAGCAUAAUUGCUAAUACAAUAAUUAAGUUUUCUUCCAUAUAUAUAUAUAUAUAUAUAUAUAUAUAUAUAUAUAUAUAUAUAUAUAGCCUAUAUUGGUUGUGUUACUCUUAAUUCUGAAGGUCUUUCAUAUAUUUUAUGAUGAGAGGAACUGAAUUCAGUAGUGAAGUAGUGAAGCAGAAUGAUAUUAAUACACUACUGAGUGAUAUUAAUACACUACUGCUACUGGAGCAUCAGAAUCAUUCCUGACAGAUAAAGUGAGCAAGGAGGAGGAUGCUAGAGUUAUCUCAUUGUUUUCGCUUUUGCUUUCUUUAAAAAAAUAUUUCUUUCUCUCUCACACACACAAACAUUCACCCUGUUUAUUUAGUCCUCUCUUAUGUCAGUGUGCUUACUUCAGAGAUGGGUUAUAAAGAGGUAUAAUGAAGAUUUGUAUAGCAGUAUUUUUUGAAGCGAUCAGAUGUUCGGUGUUUCAAUUAUAUGUAAAUGCAUGGCUCCUGAUUAUGCAACAUACAGAGAGUUAUUGUACAUAGGUAAAAUAAUGUAAAGCUGUAUAUAUUUUAUUUAUGUAAUAUAUAUUUUUUGCACAUACUGUUGAUAUAAUGUUUUCAAUGACUACAUCAAAAACAUAAAAACCCUCAAAUAUGAAACCAAAACAUCAUCACUUAGUAUAGAAACAUAUAAACAUAUUAGUCUUUCAACCCCAAAGGAUGUUCUCUUUCCUUCAGAUGUUUUAUUCAUACACCACAAACCGUUAUGCAGAUAGUCUGUCUUUAAGUUUAUAAAGAUCUUCUUUUUAUUUAUGCGUUGCUUGUCAUUUGUUGUACUUUGCUAUGUGAAACACAUGAUAUUGUAACUUUACAGGAACUGUAAUAUCUUAGGCUAAUUACAGAGCAACACCUUAUAGAGACAGUACAGGGUAUCAAUAUUAUGCCUGAAAUAUUUAUGAUUUAUGCCAAACUGGAAAAGAGACUUAAAUAAAUAUUUAAAGACUGAA